CAGAUAAAAGCGAGCAGAGCCGCCGUGAUGCUGGCGAAAUGUUUACUUUUCAAUACGUAACUUUUAUCUGGAGUCACCGUUUAACGAGCCUUUUCGAGUAAAUUCAAGGCUGUGUAAAGGAAGGGGGGGGUGACGGUCAGGGGGGGAAAAUACAAAACAAAACAAAGAUGGCUGUGUAACCAGAAAGAAACAAAACUCCCCUGUUAGCUUUAAUCAUCGACACUUCCCGUGGUUCCCGUGGACAGUGAGCCGGUACCGGAGAGGGGAGCAGCCGAACUGGGCCGCUGGCGCACGUCGGUACCUGCUGUCGUUCGCGAAUAACGGCGUCGAGUUGCAGCUGAGUUGUUUUUGUUCUGCCUGGGCUCAGGGAGAGGACCGCUGCUGUAUUUGUGUCAACGUAGCUAGUCUGCUAGCCUCGCUGUAAGUCAACUAAACUAGUCAACGUUCACCUGUUUGUUAGCGACUAGUACAUUCUGCACAUGMUCGCGUUAUUACGUGACAACUGGUUUGUUAAAAUUUAAAUGUUUGGGGUUUUAUUUUUGAUAAGUUAGCCUCCGUUCCGUCCUGACAACCUGCUUCCUGAAAGUGUUAGCUUAGCUAGUUAGCUCUCCGUGUCAGCUGACCGUUAUAGCUCGACAGGUUGCAACUGAGCUAACCGUGCUAACAUUUCGGGCUCAGCCUGGUCGGGCCGAGUGGAAAAAAAAAAAAAAAACAGGACUUUUCUACACGACAUGUCUUCACUGGAGGAAAGGGACGUGGGCGUUGCGGCUGCCCCAGGCUCCUCCUCGGCCGGCCUGGGGGUCGGAGCCGUGGGGGCAGCGGUGGAGGCUGCGGCCGGGGUCGCGGCCAUGCAGGAGGACGUCGGGAUACGGCGAGGAGGAGAGGGGCCCGAGGCUGACCCGGACGAGCCGCCCAAGAAGAGGGUGAAAAUACCCGAGGGAGAGUCAGGAAAGCUGGAGGAGAGACUGUACUCAGUGCUGUGCUGCACCGUGUGCCUAGACUUGCCCAAGGCGUCUGUUUACCAGUGUACCAAUGGACAUCUGAUGUGUGCUGGCUGUUUUAUCCACCUCCUGGCUGACUCCCGACUUAAGGAAGAGCAGGCCACGUGUCCCAACUGCAGGUGUGAGAUCAGCAAGAACUUGUGCUGCAGGAAUCUGGCGGUGGAGAAGGCCGUCAGCGAGCUGCCGACAGAAUGUACCUUCUGCCUAAAACAGUUCCCUCGCUCCAGCCUGGAGAGACARCAGAAGGAGGAGUGCCAAGACAGGGUGACGCAGUGUAAGUACAAGAGGAUCGGCUGCCCCUGGCAAGGCCCGUUUCACGAGCUGCCGGCGCACGAAGGCGAGUGCUCCCACCCGACRAAGACCGGCACGGAGCUGAUGGGAAUACUGGGAGAGAUGGACCAGAACCACCGUCGAGACAUGCAGCUCUACAACAGCAUCUUCGGCCUGUUGUGCUAUGAAAAGAUUGGCUUCACGGAGGUGCAGUUCAGGCCGUACCGCACCGACGACUUCAUCACCCGCCUGUACUACGAGACGCCACGUUUCACGGUUCUCAACCAGACGUGGGUGCUGAAGGCCCGCGUCAACGACUUCGAGCGCAACCCCAACCUCUCCUGCAAGCGCACGCUCUCCUUCCAGCUCAUCCUGAAGAGCAAGGUGAACUCGGCCCUGGAGUGCUCCUUCCUGCUGCUGAAGGGUCCGUACGACGACGUGCGGAUCAAGCCGGUCAUCUACCACCACUCCUUCAGCAACGACGCCAACGAGACCGACUACGUCCCGCUGCCCAUCUCCGACUCAGUGGAGUGCAACAAACUGCUGGCCGCUAAGAACAUCAACCUGCGCCUGUUCAUCUUCCAAGUCCAAAAAUAAAAGACCUCGAGAGGAGGAGGAGAGGAGAGAGUGAAAGAAAAGAAGUGCGGUGAUUGAAGACGACGAUUAAAGAGACCGAACCAUUGAUACCUCUUAACACACACACACACAAACACACACGCUCGCACACACACAUCUAAUUACAUUUACCUCCUUUUACAAGAUAGCGAGUGUCCUUGCUGGAGAAAAGCUGAGAGUUGGUGAUGGAGGGGUGAGGGGGUAACCUGUGUGGUUGUGGUUUGUGACCGACCUUUCACCUUGGGACACCCGCAGCCAAGGUUUCACACACACACACACACACACACACACACACACACACACACACACACACACACACACACACCGACCAAAGCAGGGUUUGCUGCGUGUGUUUGUCGCGUGUAUCUUCUGUGUGUCUGAGAAGCAAAGCUGAAGCGACCGGAGCUCUGCCCGCAUGUUGAGCUGUCCCAAAGACACGAGAUAAUGUGACAUCAGUGACUGACUCUGCUGAGCCGCUCCAGUGCCCUGCUGUCCUUCUGUUUCCACACAUAAAACAAAACAAAUAUUUUACGUCACACUUUGCCAGAAAAGAUAAAAAAAGCAGCAUCUCACCGUACCCCGCCCCCUCCUGCACACUCCUUUCUUUUUUUCUUCCUUCAAGAGGAGAGAUGACUUGGCUGCAUGAAUAUUUUAGUUCUUUGACCUCCAGUUGAGGUUUUAUUGAACUUUUAACCCUAACACCAGGUUUUUUAAUUAUUUCUCUUAAUCCCAGAUAUUUAAGUACCUGUGAACUUUUUAUUUUUAAGUUGAGUUUUAGUGUGAGAUUGGACGCCUGUGUGAAUGUGUGUUAACAAAUCUUACAGGUGAAACCAGAUGUUUGCAUACACUGUAUAAAAACACAAUCAUUUUCUUUUAAUUUAACAUUAAAUCAGACUAAACGUUUCCUGUUUUUYGUCAAGUAGAAUCAUCUAGAAUCAUUUCUAUUUGUUAAAAGUCUGAACAAUGAUUUAUUAUGAAUGUUUUUGCAUUGAGACUCGUUUGUGCCCAAGUUUGAAUGUUUUUUAGCUGUCUUGAGAUUUUGCUUCAGUAUUUCCACAUAAUGUUCUCUCUUGGUGAAGCACACCUGUCUUUUCUUCAGCAAAACACCCCCACAUCAUGAUGCUGCUGCCCCCGUACUUCACAGCUCUCAGACUUGCAAGUUUCGCCACUUUUUCCUCAAAAUAUAAGGAUUAUUGUUUUAUCAGACCACAGGACUGUAAUUUUAAUGUUGUUUUCAGAGUAACAGCUUCUUCCUCUCCAAGUGGACUUUCACUCAGAAUUCCUCUGUGGAUAGUAACUGUCUUACCUGCUUUGGAACCAAACCUUGUUCACAGCCUUGUGGUGUGAUAACAGGAUGUUCUCAAGUUAUUUAUAAUUCUUUGAACAAACAAACCUUCAGACAUGUGGAAAUAGUUUAUUUUGGCUGGUUUCUAUUGAUUUUGCCUCGAUGUCACCCACAGAAGCAGUGAGUUUGAGAUGUGCCUUAAAAACAUUCAGAUGUUGUCAACUAACCAAUCAAAAGCCCUCGUCAUACGAGCUUUCCCAAAUUGUUUAAGAGCAUAGUGCACUUGUACGUAACAAAAUAAUGUAAUUAAUCCAGCAUUUAGCAAAUAAAAAUAUUUACCUAAAACAGGACAUUAGUCUGAUGUAGACAGAAUAAAUGGUGUAUGUAAACAUCUGGUUUCAACAGCUGUAGCUGUGACGUCCUCCUGGACCUCCAACCGGACCCUCGUGGUUCYUUUACUAACUUUGAAAUUCAUCUACACUUUGAAUCAACAUUUAAAAAAACUUUGCGCUUUUAAAUUGAAAAGUUCUAACAUGAUAAGUAAAAUAUUUUAACUUUUUUUUUAAAGUUUGCUUAACGGUUGUGUAAAAGUGAGUUUUGAGUAACAAGUUUGUGAGGAAUCCAUAUUCUCAGAUACAAUCAUACCAAAUACAUUUGAUCAAGACAAAAAAAAAAUCUAGAAACUGUAAUUAUCGUCGACCAUCUGCUUUUCCUGGUGCAUAUUUUUAAAUAAAUCGAACUGGGUUUUAUUAGGAAGUAAUUGAGCUCCAAAUAAAAAUUGGGCACGCCGUGUUUUAGUGCAAAAGCUCAGAUAAUGAGAGUGGAUCAACAGAUAACUUAGACUGAGUCUGUGAUCUGGAACUGUUUGUGAUGAUUCAGUGUGUGUGUGUGUGUGUGCUGGUUUAUCUCACCUUGAGGACAUGUUAGACUUACUUGAAUGAAGACGAGAUGAUGUAACUCAAGUAGAUUCUACUGUAAAGGCAAACAGCUCUCUCUCCUCCUGAUCUCUACCUUUUUUUUUCUUUUUGUUUUUCUGUAUUUCCGUGUUUUACUGCUUUGACUUUAUGCCAGUGGACUCACUCAUCUCACUAUGGCUGUACAUGUGCCUUUUAUUAAAGAUCACAGAACUGCA
Molecule: messenger RNA, 4303 nt
Organism: Austrofundulus limnaeus
Lineage: Eukaryota; Metazoa; Chordata; Actinopteri; Cyprinodontiformes; Rivulidae
Gene: zftraf1
Product: zinc finger TRAF-type containing 1
Exons: 6
Coding region: 732-1868 (378 amino acids)
Cellular component (GO): nucleus
Source: RefSeq, a predicted model, not a curated record